Acaulospora morrowiae is the source of this 1273-nucleotide messenger RNA. The record is from the annotation of a GenBank genome assembly. Lineage: Eukaryota; Fungi; Glomeromycota; Glomeromycetes; Diversisporales; Acaulosporaceae.
AUGGCAGAAAAGAUUCCAACUAUUUUGAUAAUAGGUGCGGGUCCUGGAGGACUUGCUCUAUAUCACUCAAUUCAAAAAAAUUUAAAUCAACCAGAAAAGAAAUUUAACGUUAGAAUUUUUGAAAGGGAAAGAUCGUUGGCAAGAUACAACAUAAGCAUUAAUAAAAACGGUAUCGUAGCUCUUCUCGAUUGCCUUCCCAAUUCGCUUCUAGCCCGUCUUCCAGAAGCGAUUCCAAAUCCUAUACCGGGUGAAUAUCACGCAUUCACUGCUACCGAUGAAACAGGGAAUUUUUUGUUGCACGAACCAUCGAAACAAGUAAAAAGUUUAUUUGAACUUCCCGGUUCUAAUAAUAACUUAAGCGUCUUAGUUAGCUAUAGAAAUAAAUUAAGGGAUUUAUUGUUAGAGGAUGUAAAUGUAGAAUGGAAUAAGAAGUGUAUCGGGUAUGAAGAAGUUGAUGACGGCGUUUGGGCAAUUUUCAAUGAUGGAAGUAAAGUGUUUGGCAAUUUUCUCGUGGCUUCAGAUGGAAUAAACUCUCCAAUCAGAAAAAAGAAGGUUCCGGAAUUAAAAGUUAUGGAUCUUGGGGCGACCUUCGUUGUCGUAGAUAUCGCUCCAAGCAAGAAACUUGUCGACGAGUUGAUGAAAUAUUAUGAUAAUAACCUAGUUCUGCAAUCUCUUGGUCCGAAUGGUGACUCAGUAUUCGCCUUGUUUCGUCGCAUACCCAUUGAAUCUAACAUAGUGAAUAAAUCCGACGAUGAAAUCCAUUACCGAAUGUCUCUCUACUACAUUUAUAACACAGAUUUUAGAAUGGAAGGGGUUAAUCUGAAUUAUGAUGUAGACGAUGAUAAUUCCGAGUCUUUGGUAAAUCACGUGAUCGAGAGAAUUGAAAAAUAUCGUCCACCCUGUGAAUUGAGAGAUUUGAUAAUCAAGUUAUGGAAAUGCGUACCUCUCACUACACUUGAAAAUUAUCCGUACAAAGAUUACAACGCUCCGAUAAGGAGGCAAAUGAGGGAUCUUGAUCCGUUAUCAGUCAAACCUUGGGAAACUACGCGUGUUACAUUAUUAGGAGAUGCGGCGCAUGCCAUGAACCUUGUAUUGGGUUUUGGUGCAAACCGCGCAUUAUGUGAUGCUGCAUUACUAACAGAAAAGUUGAGGAAUUUUGAGAAAUAUGGGUGGAAAGAAUGCUUUAAACAAUACGAACAUGAAAUGAGAAUUAACGCAUCUAAGGAUGUAUUGGUAUCUAGGGGACUGGUGUUAUCGCAAAACGUACCAAAAG